AUGACGACUUCGCUGCUCCUGCAUCCACGCUGGCCAGAGAGCCUUAUGUACGUCUAUGAGGACAGCGCGGUGGAGAGCGGCAGCGGCGGCGGCGGCGGAGGAGGAGGAAGAGAUGUGGUUCCCCUGCAGCCCGAGGUGAGCAGCUACCGGCGUGGGCGCAAGAAACGUGUGCCCUAUACUAAGGUGCAGCUGAAGGAGCUAGAGAAGGAAUACGCGGCUAGCAAGUUCAUCACCAAAGAGAAGCGCCGGCGCAUCUCCGCCACCACGAACCUCUCUGAGCGCCAGGUAACCAUCUGGUUCCAGAACCGGCGGGUCAAAGAGAAGAAGGUGGUCAGCAAAUCGAAAGCGCCUCAUCUCCACUCCACCUGACCACCCACCCGCUGCUCGCCCCGUCUAUUUAUGUCACCGCUUUGUACCAUAACCGAACCCACGGAAAGAUGCUGCGCGGGUGCAGAAGAGUAUUUAAUGUUAACGAGAGAGAAGAACCGCGCCGCCCGGAGGCAGAGAGGCUCCAUGGCGGCGGUGGGCCAUCCCCAACUCCCUAUCCCAUCCGCAGCCUCCACCCCCAUCCAGAUGGGACUCACCCGGCUUCAACAGCUUUGGAAAUGGGUCCCGGGUGGGCCAUGGGAGGAAGGCUGUCGACCUCUACUCCUCCUUGUGCUCACCUUGCCAGAAAGUCCAGUGGCAGUGCAGAGCCCAGUCAUUCCAACCAAAGCGGGGUUGGGGAAUCCCGAAUGGCCCCGAUUCUUGCCUCAUCCUGUCACCAGGCUAGUAGAGGACCCUCCCUAAGGGCGCAGCUUUGGCGCAGGAUCUGUCCAGCUCAUACUUUCCUUCGCUGUCCCUCUCGCACUCCUUAGGCAAGAUUUCCCAGUAAAGAUUUUCUGUGCAUAUUUUAAAAGUCGUGUUAACAUUCAUGAUAAUUAUUAGGGAUCUGGCAGCGUGAUUGGAGUAUGGAUGGUUCCCUGGAAUCAACGCAGCCCCUACGCUCCAUCCCAACCAAGAAACUGCAUUUCUUGGGGCCAGAUGGGGGCUGCCUUUGCCCCACUGCCUCCCCUAUUCUGCUCUCUCAGUCAACAUGUGGAAAUCCAAGGAGGACAAAGACUCCAGCCACGCUGCUAAAUAGGGCUUCUCUCUCCUCUCUCUUUCUCUCUCUAGGUGGUAAGGUUGGGGAUUAGGGCCAGGCACAGAGAAGCAGAACUUUUUUUCUAAGGAUAAACAUCUCUUCCAAGAGGAUGGAGAAUGGGUUCCUCAACAAAGUCCCUUUCCAGUCACCUUUCCAUCAAGGCACUAGCUCCGGAGGGACUCCUCACACUUUCACUUUUACUGAUUUCCAGAGGAAAGCUUAGAGGAUCUAGUUCAGGAGGCAAGAAGAUCUGGCCCUCAAUUAGCUAAAUGAGCUAAAUGUAGAUGCUGCCUAACAGUUCCCUCCUCAAAGACCACCUUGGUGCUGUGGGGAUCCCUUGCCUCUUCCCUUCCCACUGGUGCAUUACAAAACAGUGUUCUUUUGAAAUGUUCAUCAGAAAUAGGCUUUUUUUUUUUAAUGUUGUGUAUCUGUAUAUAGUAUUGUGAUGUCUGAAUGACGAUGUACUGAAUGCAAAAAGGAAAAAAAAAACCCACAAACAUGUUUUUAAAAUAAAAUAUCUUUUUUUGCCUUGA
Mandrillus leucophaeus (drill) is the source of this 1656-nucleotide messenger RNA. It is a transcript of the gene HOXC13, whose product is annotated as homeobox C13. NCBI's taxonomy places the organism in Eukaryota, Metazoa, Chordata, Mammalia, Primates, Cercopithecidae. The record is from RefSeq and is a predicted model, not a curated record. The transcript is spliced from 2 exons. Bases 1 to 369 code for a protein of 122 amino acids. Gene Ontology annotation, molecular function: RNA polymerase II cis-regulatory region sequence-specific DNA binding; DNA-binding transcription factor activity, RNA polymerase II-specific. Gene Ontology annotation, biological process: regulation of transcription by RNA polymerase II.